Aspergillus affinis is the source of this 1470-nucleotide messenger RNA. RefSeq names its product MFS general substrate transporter. The transcript is spliced from 3 exons. Bases 1 to 1470 code for a protein of 489 amino acids. NCBI's taxonomy places the organism in Eukaryota, Fungi, Ascomycota, Eurotiomycetes, Eurotiales, Aspergillaceae. The record is from RefSeq and is a predicted model, not a curated record. Gene Ontology annotation, biological process: transmembrane transport. Gene Ontology annotation, molecular function: transmembrane transporter activity. Gene Ontology annotation, cellular component: membrane.
AUGUCAACGAUGGCAGGUGAAAAGCACGAUAUGAACGCAGCAGAAAUGGGGGUCAUUCGCGCAGCUUCAGAAGACGAGCAUGCAGCUCCCCUUCCAUCAGAUCACAAUGCCAUUUCACCGGCCGCCUCCAAGGCCGUGGUGCGAAAACAGGAUCUCCGAAUCCUUCCCCUAUCGGCAUUCAUAUACUUCCUCUGCUACCUCGACCGGUCUAAUAUCGGCAACGCCAAAAUCAUGAACUCGUCCACAGGCAACGACCUCAUGACUCAGACUGGCAUGUCCAAUUACCAGUACACCAUUGGCCUGAUGAUAUUCCUGGUGGCCUACGGUGUCUUCGAGGCCCCGUCGAACAUCCUCCUCAAGAAACUCCACCCAUCCAAGUGGAUCUCAUUCCUCAUGGUGUCCUGGGGCGCGCUUACCAUCUCCCUCGGCGCGUCCAAGAACCCAGCCACCGUCAUCGCCGUGCGCUUCCUCCUGGGGAUCUUCGAGGCGGGCCUCUUCCCCGGGUUGGUGUACUAUCUCACAUUCUGGUACAAGACCGACGAGCGCAGUAUGCGUGUCGCGCUGAUUUUGGCCAGCGCGACGCUGGCAGGUGCGUUUGGCGGCGCAAUUGCUUACGGCGUCGGACAUAUGAAUCAAGUCAGCGAUGUGUCGGGCUGGCGAUGGUUGUUCUACCUCGAGGGUAUCCCGUCCGUAGUCUCGGGGUUCGCCGUCUGGUUCAUUCUCCCCGAUUACCCUGAAACUUCGGGAUGGCUAUCAGCAGAGGAGAAAGCCGUCGCUGCCGAGCGUCUCCGCGUCGAAGGCAGCAAGGGCAGUCAUAGCAGCAUCACCUGGGAGGACGCCAAAGCAACCCUGACGGACUGGCGCCUCUACGGCCAUUACCUCGUCUACUUGGCCAUCUCCUGUCCGUUUAGCUCGCUGUCUCUCUUCACGCCCUCAAUCAUCGAAGGACUAGGAUAUAAAGACCUUGACGCACAACUGAUGACCGUCCCUCCUUACGCAGUCGCCUACGUCAUCCAAAUCCUAAUCUCCUUUUCCGCCGACCACUUCAACGCCCGAGCCCUACAUUCCGCUCUAUGCUCACUCGUCGGCGGCGCCGGAUUCCUCGCCUCCGCGCUCCUCCCAGCCCACAGCUACUCGGCGCGCUACGCCUGUCUUUUCAUCGCUAACAUGGGCGCUUUCUCAUGCAUCCCGCCCCUGCUCGGCUGGCUGUCCUCGAAUAUCGCGGGCACCUCGGCCGUGGGCCUCGCCAUCGCGCUGAACAUCGGGCUAGGCGGCGCCCCCGGACAGAUCAUCGGGGUGUGGAUCUAUAAGGCCGAGGAAGCCGAACGGGGGUAUCCGACGGGACAUGGCACGAACGCGGCGUUUUGUUUCCUGGCUGCGACGGCGUGCUUGGGGCUUAGGGUUUAUUAUGGGAGGAGGAAUAGGGGGCUGGUGAAGGAGGGAGGGGGAGUAAGGUUGUUUAGAUAUUAA